CUAUCGCACGCGGUCAUUAGAAAUACAGCCUUCGCCGAACACAGGCGUACAUGCCAAGAGAUGUUACUUACUUUUUCAGUAUUAAGUGACUACGAAAUAAGUGUCUAUUCGUAUAUAGUAUCUAUGGACAUUAUUUGGUGAUAAAUUUAAAAAAGUUUUUUUUUUGGUAUUUUAUGGCCAGUAUUAAGUGAAUUUAAAAAUAAACUGAAAUCUUACUGUGAUAUUUAGUGGCAUUAAGUGAGAUUUAUUUAUUUAAGUGUACUCGAAUUUGACAAUUGUUAAUUUUUGACUUCAAAAUGAAGGACCUAGUGCAAUUGUGGAAUCGCGUGUCCGACAGGAGGUAUUCGGCGGUUAAUGUAAACGAAGUGAAUGACUUGCCGAACAAAAAGUGUGAUGGGAAGCUAGAAAACUUCGAUUGCGAAUUGAAUUUUGAAGAAAUUGAUUUCAAUGAAAGGAAACAUGCCAUUAUCAACAAAUUGUUUGAAAAGCGGAGGAAAGGACAGUACGGGAGACAACCUAAAUGUCUGUUCAUACUACUAAUGCUGGGUUUCUUCUCUCUAGCAGCUGGCUGUUUCAUCUUAUUUUUGAGGCCAUACGAUUUCUUCUUUAACCAGAAAGCGGUAUUCCAAGACCAAGGCGAGAUUUUCGAAAUGUGGCGGAAACCGGAAGUGGAAUUGUAUACUAAGGUGUAUCUUUUCAACAUCACCAACGCUGAAGCGUAUAUGGCAGGCACUGAAGACAUCAUCAAGGUUAAGGAAGUUGGCCCUUAUGUCUACAGAGAGGCGCUGGAACACAAAAUAGUGAAUUUCAAUGAAAACGGAACCCUCUCUGCCAUCCCUUUCCAUCCACUAACUUGGGUGGAAGAGCUUUCAGAAGGAAACAAAGAAGAUGACAUGUUAUUCCUACCCAACAUCGCUUUGUUGAGCAUAGCGAACGUGGUGUCCACAAAGGAUUUCAUGACACGCUUCGGGCUGAACAACCUGAUCACCGUCACCAACAGCCAGCCUCUAGCCAGGAUGACUGCGAGAGAGUUCAUGAUGGGCUACCAGUCUCCCCUGAUGACCCUCGGCAACACCUUCCUUCCAGGCUGGAUCUAUUUUGAUAAACUGGGACUUAUUGACCGGAUGUACGACUUCAACGGAGAUUUCGAGACCGUCUUCACCGGCGAAACUGACGUCACGAUCUCCGGCCUCAUCGAUACCUACCGAGGUUCCACCGACCUCCCACAAUGGGAGGGCAAGCACUGCUCCAACGUCCAGUACGCCUCCGACGGCACCAAGUUCAAAAGUGGCGUGGGCAAGAAUGAGUCCAUUCUGUUUUAUAGGAAGAGUUUGUGCCGCGCUGCGCCUUUGAUUCCAGUGGAAGAAGGAGUACGAAGUGGUAUCAGAGGCUACAAAUAUAUAUUCCCCGAGCAUAUGUUGGACAACGGAAAAUAUUUAGAAGACAACAAAUGCUUCUGCAGGAAAGGGAGAUGUCUACCAGAUGGCUUGAUUGACGUCACAGAUUGCUAUUACGGAUUCCCCAUCGCACUUUCGUAUCCCCAUUUCUACCAGGGGGACCAAGUUCUGUUUAGCAAAGUCCAGGGAUUGCAUCCGAUUAAGGAACAACAUGAAACUAGGUUUUGGAUCCAACCAGAAUCAGGUCUUCCACUAGACGUGAGCUCUAAGUUCCAGAUCAACAUGGCUCUUGGUGAUAUUACUAACAUCAAUAAUGCUGAGAGAUUUGCAAACAUGUACCUGCCAAUGCUCUGGUUUGAUAUUAGAAUGUAUACACUACCGCCAUCUCUGGAGCAGCGUUUCAAACUCUACCUCAACGUGCUACCAAUCGUUGAACAAGUGGCCAUGUACCUUUUGUUCGUCACUGGCGCUUGUCUCAUCUUCCUCACCGUCUACAUCCUGACCUUCAAGGUCAUGUUCAAGUCCCUGGAUAAAAACAACUUCCCCAAUGACCCCUGGAGCGAAAAACCAAAUGGAAUCUACGCCCCUUGCGAAGCACCUUUAGAUGAAAAAAUUUUAAAACUCAAUCACAAAAUAAAUGGAAUCUACGAUACUAUAAUCAGAGAUGAAAUGAAAAAUAAUAGAAAUUCAAACGAUCUAGACAAAUACAUGGCUGUGAAUCAGUCCGAUAGUGAUGAAGACUGCAAGUAUCUUGAAGUUGUUGAUGAUGGCAGUGAAUUUGAUGAUGUAAAGCCGCAGCCGUCGAAGGUAAAAGAUUUAAGUGAGAAGAAGGGUUCGGUGCAUUUGGCCGAUUGAGUUUUGGGUGUAAUUGGUUGAGCCAAUUCUCGCCCUAGGCUGAAUAAUCGAUUGUGUCCUUUAACAAUUGUAAUAUUGGGACGUAAAAUCGAUUGUGAUUUUUAUGAUCAUGUAGUUCCGAUUGAUUUUUGGUAAUUGUUUUGUCAGAUAAUUUUCUAAUCAUGGAAAUUUAAAAUAACAUAUAUUGUAUGAAUCAUAUUUUUUAGAUCACUAAAAAAUAAUCGAAUUUAUUAUACAAAGUAAAGCAAUUACUAUACGUCCUACUCGAAUAAAUGUACGAACUCGAUGAUUUGACUGACAUUUGCUCAAAUAGAAAUGUGAUACCACGCAUUUUCAGUGAAGUUUGCAAUUUACUUUCAACAAGUGCCUCAAACUGUGUAAAUUCAAUUUUAUUGAUAGACAACUAAAAUUGUAUUAAUUUAUAUUAUAAUAAUUAAACUUUAAUGUAUAUAUCAAAAUAGUAGCGCCAUCUUUGAAUUAGAAUUAAGCAUUACUAAAACAUUUAGAGCUCGGUCCGAAUUAUUAAUAUAUAUUAUACAAAAUGUCAUCAUAUCAUUUUAGUAAGCGCGCGUUACAAACGCACGAAAUACAAUUCCAGCAAAAAAAACCACUGCACAAUUUUUUGUCGCAGGCUACCGAUCACACAUCAACAUAUAUUGUAUUUCUUACUCCACAGAUCUCUAUAGCAUUUCCUUCUUUUUAUUUAUUUAUUAGUUAUAGGUACCGUGAAAUAUGUUCCGAUCACGUAGUUUGAUAAUAAAAUAAACAAUGAAACAUAAAAUACUUCUAAAAAUUUAGGCUGUAUGUAAUCGCCUCCGUGAUUUAUUAACAGCGAAUCCAAAUUCUCUAUAUAACAAGGUUAAAAAAGUGUUACAGUAACUCCACAUUAGUUUGGGGAAAGGGCAAAUAGAAAAAAAUGUUGUUUCGUAUGAAGUUUAAACGUCAUUCCCAUUUCAAAGAUUUGUUUUCUUUAAAAGUUGUACUAAAUAACGUUGGUUAGUAAAUUUAUAUCUGCUAUUUGCAAGCUCUUGCCAAUCGUCUUGCCUUUUAUGAGGAGUUAAAUAACUCGUACAAAAGAUAUUCAAAUAAUUUGUGUUAUUAAAAUAUUUCACGACAUUCUUUAGCGUACUAAUACGGGUUCUGGUCUUGGCAAGUAUUCAUGUUUCAAUAUAGUUCCAGUGACUGAUGCCGCAGUUAAAUGAAAUCAAAGUUGCAUUUCCCAUUAAUAUUUUUUGGUUCGGUGCCGGCGGUUAAUGACUUCCAUGUCCAAUAAAUAUUUUGAUACAUUUUGACAAUAUUAAUAGGCUUCAAAAAUUCGGGACCAAAAUCUAGCCAUACAAAUUAGCGUAAUACAAUUAGUGAUAAUUAAAUUUUGUAACUACAUUUUCGUAGUAAUUAAUUAGUGUUAAGCUGAAACUUAAUUUAUUUUUUAGUUACAUCAAAAAUUAAAUUUCAGCUUCUGUGGGUCCAAAAGUCCAUGUAAUUUUAAUUAUAAGAGAAGCAUUGUUUAUGAAAUAAUUAUUAAAAACAGCUGCAAUUAUUUACAUAGGAAUGGACCGCAACGAAUUUUAUUGUGAUAAUUUAGACUAUAUCUAUUAUAUAAGCUACGUUUCCAUUAGUUUAAGAAUCGUCGAAAAUGGCGUUUUGACGCCACGAUUUAUUUAUAUUUUUGAGGUAAAAUAUACUAGCAACCUUAGGAGAGACAUUAUUAACUAUUAAUUUUCUGAUAGAGUCCAAAUAGGCUCAUUCUUUAUUAAUUUAAUCUUCCAGGUCAAUGCUGAGUAUAAAGCAUUUAAUCAUACAAAGAAAUAUACAUCAACGGUUAAUAAAACGCGGCGUGAAAACGCUUGUUUUUAAAUAACCUCAGAUAACUUUUAAGUAUUGUUUACGUUCGGUACUUGGAAUAUAAAUGUAAGCAUUUUUUAAUAAUUGAAUAUAAAAUGAAGAAUUA
Messenger RNA from Manduca sexta (tobacco hornworm), 4203 nucleotides. RefSeq names its product scavenger receptor class B member 1. The coding region runs from base 297 to 2252 and encodes 651 amino acids. NCBI's taxonomy places the organism in Eukaryota, Metazoa, Arthropoda, Insecta, Lepidoptera, Sphingidae. The record is from RefSeq and is a predicted model, not a curated record. Gene Ontology annotation, molecular function: scavenger receptor activity. Gene Ontology annotation, cellular component: membrane; cytoplasm. The transcript has 10 exons.